Molecule: messenger RNA, 415 nt
Organism: Aegilops tauschii subsp. strangulata
Lineage: Eukaryota; Viridiplantae; Streptophyta; Magnoliopsida; Poales; Poaceae
Source: RefSeq, a predicted model, not a curated record
AUAGCCAAAUUAAAACAGACGAAGAGAACACAUAUUUUCCUUCCUAGUUCAAAAAAGGAGAGAACACCCUUGGGAUGGACACACGGGCUGCUAUUGUUUGCUUCCUAGUGGUGCUAGCACUUGUGGGUACUCCUAUUUCUGCAGAUAGUUGCACGGUCGUUGACGACGGCGGGGAGUUUUUCUGCACCAAGCCGCUGUGCAAGGCCACAUGCGAGGUGUUUGCACGUGAUAGGAAGGGCAGCCUCAAGGACUACCAUUGUGAGAAGAAAAACGCCAUCAAGGCUAUUUGCUAUUGCAACAUUUGCUAGUAGAGACUGAAAUACUGGCUAGUAGUUACUUCAGGAUGGACCAAAGUAUGUUAUGUAUAACAUCAUAUUGAGAGCAAGGAAUAAACAAUUUAUUACUUGAUUGUUAA